AUGCCGCUCUGUCUCACCUUCAUCGACUUAAAGAAGGCUUUCGACUCGGUUGAGACGGAAGCGGUCGUGGAAGCCUUGGACAACCAAGGCGUCCCUACUCAGUAUAUAAAGGUACUUCGAGAGUUGUACACCACCCUCGAGAACGCAAUGCGAAAGCUGGAAUGGGACGACAUGGGAGUGAAGGUUGAUGGUCGGCAGCUACACCAUUUGCGCUUUGCUGAUGACAUCGUAUUGGUAACACCUAGCAUCAGCCAAGCGGAACGAAUGCUGACCGAAUUCGACGAAACAUGUGGAUGCAUCGGUCUUCAGCUGAAUCUACAAAAGACGAUGUUCAUGCAGAACGGAUGGGUCUCGGAUGCCCCAUUCACGCUCAACGGAACGAACAUAUCCGAAUGCACCAGCUACGUUUAUCUGGGUCGGGAACUGAACAUGAUGAACGACCUGACCCCCGAGCUGGGCAGGAGGAGACGAGCGGCUUGGGGAGCGUACAAGAGCAUCGAGGAUGUAGUGAAGAAGACCAGGAACACCCGGCUCCGUGCUCACCUCUUCAACACCACCGUACUUCCUGCUUUGACCUAUGCUUCGGAAACCUGGGCAUUUCGCAAGCAGGAAGAAAACGCGGUGAGCGUCAUUGAACGCGCAAUUGAGAGAGUGAUGCUAGGAGUAUCCCGUUUCACGCAAGUGAGGGACGGGAUUCGAAGUUCUCUCCUACGUCAGCGAUCGAAGAUUAGAGACGCCGCCGCGUUUGCCAAGGAAAGUAAAAUAAGGUGGGCCGGACACGUGAUGCGCUUUAAUGACAACCGUUGGACCAGAGCCGUGAGCGACUGGGUUCCCCGCGAUAUUAAGCGCACUACAGGAAGACCGCCGACCCGAUGGUCAGAUUUCUUCACGAAGUCCUUGAAAGAAAAAUAUGAUGCUCUUCGUGUCCCACGCGAAAGGAGGAACCACUGGGCUACUCUGGCACGCGAUCGGGACAAAUGGAAGAAUUACUGGCGCCCGCUCGACCAGUUCGAAGAUCAACGGGAGUCAAGGUGA
Molecule: messenger RNA, 1035 nt
Organism: Necator americanus (New World hookworm)
Lineage: Eukaryota; Metazoa; Nematoda; Chromadorea; Rhabditida; Ancylostomatidae
Exons: 2
Coding region: 1-1035 (344 amino acids)
Source: RefSeq, a predicted model, not a curated record